Messenger RNA from Saccostrea echinata, 1709 nucleotides. Its product is annotated as required for meiotic nuclear division protein 1 homolog. Bases 205 to 1407 code for a protein of 400 amino acids. Gene Ontology annotation, biological process: positive regulation of mitochondrial translation. NCBI's taxonomy places the organism in Eukaryota, Metazoa, Mollusca, Bivalvia, Ostreida, Ostreidae. The transcript has 12 exons. The record is from RefSeq and is a predicted model, not a curated record.
AUUUUCAUGGAAAAAUGAUCUUCUUGCCCACGAUAAAACUUUCUGUUGUUUUUAAAAUUUAUUCAUGCUCUUGAACAGGAUUUGAGACAUGCAUAUAAUUAAAAAUUAAUAUGGCAUUAGCCUACUGACAUUCCUUUGAUCAAUGAGGUAACAGGUUGGAAUUGGGACAUGACUAGAAGUGUCAAAAAACUUAAUAAAUAAAAUAUGUUGCUGCAGAAAAUUUGCUGUCGUUAUUUUGGCUCCAUACAGCAUUGUCUUGUGAGCACCAAAAGUGGAUAUAUAAGGACACAGUAUUUAAGGCAAUACAGUUCAUUUGGUACAGUAAAGCCAUCCAACAAUUUGACCACAUUGCUCAGAAGAAGUAGAGUGUCCAUUAUUUGUGAUAGGACAUUUCAUACAGCAGGUCUGCAGCUAUCAGGAACAGCUAGAUUCACUAAUCAGUCCAGCAGUGUAAGGAAAAAGAAGAGAAGGUUGGGGUCACAGAAUGGAGUUGAAUUACAAGUUACAGCUUAUCAGAUAUCAAAAGAGGACUUGGAUUUUGAGUUGUUGGAGAGGUAUUUAGAAAAACAGAAUCUGUACAAGAUCACAGACCUUCCACCAGACAUGGUAGAUGUUAUGCAUUGUACACCAGUUUAUCCAGUGCAAGAGCACCAGAAAGAAAUAUUUUUCACAAAGCAGGGUUCUGUGGUUUUCUGGGAUGUUCCUGAAACUGAGAGACAUGAAGUUUUACAGUUUGUGAAAGAACUAGAUCCAGAGAAUGCAUUUGAUGAUAAAUUUAUUGAGGAUGAAUCAGAGAGCAUGAUGGUUACAUUAAGUGAUAAGGAAUCGUGUAUCCUGGACAGCAACACCAUUAACAUGAACAGUACUCUGUACAGUAAACAAACAGGACAACUACAGAAGUACGCCUGUACUAAUGCUUUAAUGCAGUCAUUGCACUUAUCUGCAAUGGAGAGACAACUAGAAGAUUUCAUUGAUGAUACAGAACAUCUAUCAAUGGACUUGAAGGCUGGUAACCCUAUUCGAAUCAAAGCUAGAGAAGUUCAGCAACACCUAGGGAAAUUAUUUGAAUUUAGGAAGAAUUUGAACCUGUGUUCUGAUCUUUUGGACACACCUGAUUUUUACUGGGACAGAGCAGAACUGGAAAAGCUGUACUUGGAUCUGUGUAAAAUAAUGCAGACUAAAUACAGAACUAAGGUGAUGAAUGAGAAGAUUAAUUAUUGCUGUGAGUUGAUGGAGUUGUUGAAUAAUAAGUUUACUGAUGCUCGCCACACCAAACUGGAAUGGAUGAUCAUUGUUCUCAUAAUGAUUGAGGUUGUGUUUGAAUGCUUCCACCUGUACAGGAAUGACUAUGACUGGUUUGUUGGGAAAGCAGAACCUAAAAAACCCUCAGAGACUGUGGACAAUUAAUUCAUGCUACUGCAUGCUGGACCAAGGAUUAUUUUUAACAUCAGUUUAGACUCUAAAAUCUCAGAUUGUGAAAUAUGCAGAUGUGUAUACAUGUAUUAAUGACCUAAUUCAUUUACAUGUUAUGAUGUGUAUCAUACAAUUAUGAAGCUACAUGUAGAUGUAUGUUCUUGUUAUGAAAUUUCCUGAAGGAAUUAAAAUGACAAGUCUUUUUUCCUGGGCCAAAUAUUGAUUUGUUUUAUACUGAAACCUUAAGAAGGUUGUCACAUUGAACUCAUGUUCAUAUUCCAAUUUAUUACAGAUAU